Ilex paraguariensis (yerba mate) is the source of this 438-nucleotide messenger RNA. Lineage: Eukaryota; Viridiplantae; Streptophyta; Magnoliopsida; Aquifoliales; Aquifoliaceae. The record is from the annotation of a GenBank genome assembly.
AUGCCCAAGGUGAAGACAAACCGGGUCCAAUACCCUGAAGGUUGGGAGCUGAUUGAGCCUACUCUCCGUGAACUACAAGCAAAGAUGAGAGAAGCCGAAAACGAUCCACAUGAUGGCAAAAGAAAAUGCGAGACGUUGUGGCCUAUUUUCAAAAUAGCUCAUCAGAAGAGCCGCUACGUCUUUGAACUUUACCACCGGAGGAAGGAAAUAUCCAAGGAAUUGUAUGAGUUCUGCUUGGACCAAGGCUAUGCUGAUCCUAAUCUAAUUGCUAAGUGGAAAAAGCCUGGUUAUGAACGACUUUGCUGUUUAACAUGCAUGCAACCACGCGAUCACAACUUUCAAACCACAUGCGUCUGCCGAGUUCCAAAGCACUUGAGGGAGGAGAAAGUAAUAGAAUGUGUACAUUGCGGUUGUAGAGGCGGUGCGAGUGGAGAUUGA